AUGUCGACCAGCUCAAGAGAGAACACUCUCGGCACCGGGCGUCACGGCCUUGGGAAACGCCAUGUCCUCCCCGACAACUUCCGCAACCUGGUCGUCCUCACCGUUGGCGAGUUCUUCGGCACCUUCAUGUUCCUCCUCCUCUCCUUCAUCGGCACCCAGACUGCCCUCAACACCAAUGAUCCCAGCGACCCCAAGGCCCCCCUCAUGCCCUUCUCCCUCCUCUACAUCGCCGCCUCCUUCGGGUGCUCCCUCGCCGUGAAUGUAUGGAUCUUUUACCGUGUCACCGGCGGAAUGUUCAACCCGGCUGUAACACUCGGUCUUCUCCUCGUCGGAGCCGUGUCACCCAUUCGUGCUCUAUGCAUCGUCCCUGCCCAGCUCGUUGCCGGUAUCGCAGCAGCUGCCGUGACAGAUGGCCUCCUGCCCGGUCCCCUGGGUGUAGCCAAUGCUCUGAGCAACGGCACCAGCAUUGUCCAGGGCCUCUUCCUUGAGAUGUUCCUCACCGCGCAGCUCGUCCUCACCGUCUACUUCCUCGCGGUCGAGAAGCAUAGAGCCACCUUCCUUGCCCCCAUCGGCAUUGGCAUCUCCGUCUUCAUUGCACACAUUGCUGGCACAAACUUCACCGGCACCUCCAUCAACCCUGCCCGAUCCUUCGGUCCCGCUGUCAUCACGGGCUUCGUCGGGUAUCACUGGAUCUACUGGCUGGGCCCCUGCAUGGGCGCUGUCCUCUCGUUUGGCGUGUACUCACUCAUGAAGUGGCUAGAGUACCACACCGCCAACCCUGGCCAGGAUGACGCAGACGUCGAGGCGGGAAAGACGCUUCUUCCAGCCGGCCCGCUGUCCCCUGUUGCAGUUGUCGAGUCCGAAGGUAAGCCCCGGCCCACAACUGGCAGGAAUGACAGCGUCAUGGACGGCCAGGUGCACCACGAUGGUGUGUCUCAGGUUUGA
Molecule: messenger RNA, 945 nt
Organism: Clonostachys rhizophaga
Lineage: Eukaryota; Fungi; Ascomycota; Sordariomycetes; Hypocreales; Bionectriaceae
Source: the annotation of a GenBank genome assembly